ACUGUUCGCGAAAGACCUGAGCUGUGCGUACAGCCCAGACCGCGGACAAGACAACCAACACAACUCCAAAACUGCUCAGUUCAGUUAUUGUCAAGAAGCCUUUCGAGCUGACAAGGCCCACGCGGGAGACUACCUGAGGAGCAGCAGGCGGCUGGCGCCGGAGCUGCGGGACCUGAUCGUGUGCAUCAUCAACAAGGUCGCGGUGCAGCUGGCGGAGCAGCAGCAGCGCAGCAGCAGCAGCAGCAGCAGCAGCAGCAGCAGGCCGGACUCGCUGGACCCGCGGGUUGCUGCUGUCGUGGGCGUUGCUGCGCAGCUCUUCGACCGCUUCAUGGCUGCUGUUGCUGCAGCAGAUGCAGCGCUGGGGCCCGGCGGCGAGCGGAAGCAGCAGCACCCGCUGCGGGCCCUCUGCGGGCGGGGGCCCCCGGGGGCCCCCGCGCCCACGGGUUUGCUGCUGCACCAGCUCAUCGCCAUUGCUUGUCUGGGCUUUGCAGACAGGCUGGAGGCCAUCACCUCCACGGACUACUCCGCAAUAGUUGCUGCUUGGAAGCAGCACACC
Molecule: messenger RNA, 556 nt
Organism: Eimeria tenella
Lineage: Eukaryota; Apicomplexa; Conoidasida; Eucoccidiorida; Eimeriidae
Exons: 1
Source: RefSeq, a predicted model, not a curated record